AUGUGCCCGUACGUCCGUCGGUCCACUAUCUCCCUCUUCUCUGUGUCCUCUGCCGCCUCCCUUCGCGUCGUGUACAUGCAUGGCCUAGUUCGCACCGCGUCCCGCACCACUUUUGAGGCGUCCUCCGUAUCGUUGUUUCCGAGGUAUGCUGUCGCUACUGCGUCGGCGUAUGCGUUGCAGGCUAUUCCCACGUAUGCGAGUAUCGCGUACAUCUCCGCGUCUAUCGGCUCCCACGAGCGGCUCUCGCGUCGCUACGCGCCGCCGAAGGCUGUCUAUGAGGGCACACCCGAGGAGGCGCGGAUCUCAACCUGCGUGCGGCGGUGACCAGGUCACAGGCUCAUACUGCCUGGUCUCCAGCACCUAUGAUCACCGCGCCAGGCCGCAGUCGACGACUUUUGCGAUGUGGGCGACUCUGGCCGUCCUGCAUAUGACCGACCAUGACCCAGGAGGAGUCUACACGAGACAUGUCGUACCUGGCAGGCGCUCUCGCGGCAGCACUAUCGCGUGCGGCCGAGUGCGAGCUUCCGUGCCCGGUGCCAGACGCACUCGGCGCCAGACGUCCUCGGGAGCUCGCAGUUUUGCCACGGCAGUUGCGAUCCGGGCGAUCAGAGAGCGCCGGCAGCUCAGGGGAUCUUGUCUGCUCACCUGAGGUCGGGAGGGUAGCAGCGGCGAGGCCAUGCGCCAGCGUGAGCCAUCCGUAUUAACGGUUGUUACAGAUUAGUCAGAUU
Molecule: messenger RNA, 728 nt
Organism: Emiliania huxleyi CCMP1516
Lineage: Eukaryota; Haptophyta; Isochrysidales; Noelaerhabdaceae
Exons: 5
Coding region: 146-649 (167 amino acids)
Source: RefSeq, a predicted model, not a curated record